GAAGAAGAAGAAGACGUUGCAUUUGGGGAUGCUUUGGGUAAAGUAAAGAUGGCGGAAUUGUCGCGGACUCAACUGUCAGAAGAGAAGGAAACAAAAACUGAGCUCACGAAAAGACAGAGGCGACCGUGGGAGGAUCUGCACAAGUCGGGUAAAAUCGGCAUAACACCAGAACUCCCGGAAACGUUGGGGUUUUACGACAUUAUCGCCGCCAGGAGGGAGCAACCGGAGCAUUCAGCAGAUCCAUCGCUGGCACGCUUCAUUUGCACGGAGCUGACCAGAGGUUAUUUCCUGGAACACAAUGAGGCAAAGUACACGGAGCGCAGACAGAGAGUUUACACAUGUAUGCGAAUUCCCAAGGAGCUGGAGAAGCUAAUGAUCUUUGGCUUCUUCCUGUGUGUGGACGCCUUCCUGUAUGUCUUCACCCUGCUGCCCCUCAGGGUGCUGCUGGCUCUGCUCCGCCUCCUCACGUUGCCAUGCUGUGGCUUCAGGGCACGCACAUGCCCCUACUGCAGAAGAAGCAGUGGGUCACGGCUGCUGCAGCCAGCACAGGUGUGUGAUAUGUUGAAGGGCCUGAUCCUGAUGUUGUGCUUCUCCAUGAUGCAUUACGUCGAUUACUCCAUGAUGUACCAUCUGAUCAGAGGACAGUCUGUCAUCAAACUCUACAUCAUUUACAACAUGUUGGAGGUGGCCGACCGCCUCUUCUCAUCCUUUGGUCAAGACAUUCUGGAUGCGCUCUACUGGACAGCCACAGAACCCAAAGAACGGAAAAGAGACAGUAUAGGAGUCAUCCCUCACUUCUUCAUGGCUGUUUUGUAUGUUUUCCUCCAUGCCAUCCUCAUCAUGGUUCAAGCCUCCACCCUUAAUGUGGCCUUCAACUCUCACAACAAGUCCCUGCUCACCAUCAUGAUGUCCAACAAUUUUGUGGAGAUCAAAGGAAGUGUGUUCAAGAAAUUUGAGAAAAACAACCUGUUCCAAAUGUCCAACAGUGAUAUCAAAGAGCGUUUCACCAGCUACGUCCUCCUGCUCAUCGUCUGUCUCAGGAACAUGGAGCAGUUUGCAUGGAACCCAGACCACCUGUGGGUGCUGCUCCCUGAUGUCUUAAUGGUCGUCACCUCUGAAGUUGCUGUUGACAUCAUUAAACACGCGUUCAUCACCAAGUUCAAUGACAUCACUGCAGAUGUGUACAGUGAAUACAGAGCCAGUCUGGCCUUCGAUCUCGUCAGCAGUCGACAGAAAAAUGCUUAUACUGACUACAGUGACUCAGUGGCACGGAGGAUGGGCUUCAUCCCUCUGCCUUUGGCUGUUCUGCUUAUCCGAGUGGUAAUGAGUUCAGUGAAGGUGCAGGGAGCUCUUUCGUAUACCUGUGUGUUCCUCUUUUACCUUGGUCUCGUGACACUCAAAGUAUUGAAUAGCAUCGUUCUGCUGGGGAAGUCGUGCAUUUAUGUCAAGAGGGCCAACAUGGAGGGCAAACUGUUCGAGAGGUCUUCGACCACUGUAUCCUCCUCUGCAAAGAGCCCCAGCAAAGCAGACCAGACCAGAUGUUCCACACCUUCAGGUGAAGCCAAGGUGGAGCAGAUCCCUGCCACACCCUGCAGCCCACCAUCAUCUGUGACUUCCCAGCCGACUCCCAGGACUGAUUUGUUUCCUCCUACACCCACUAACAUCUCUCCUGCUGCGCCAAAGAGCCGUCCUACAACUCCUCUGCCUGAAUCUGAACCACCUGCAUCCUCACCCUCAAACGAAGAGGACGAGGUGUCACAAGGAGCCUCUGAACUGAAGCAUAGGACUCCAAAAGAAGACCUGCUGGAGAUUGACCGGUUCACAAUCUGCGGUAACCGCAUCGACUGAGCACCAGCAGCUGCUGACGUAGCAGUGAACCACUCAGGAAGGACAGAGAGCAAAGACCUCUCAGUUCAGCUCUUGUGGCAAACGGCCUCAGAAAGCUGAGUAUUUAUUGAAGUCACUGGGAAUACAGUAAGUUAUUGUGAACAUGGACACAGUGUGAGAUGAUCCUGCUGUUGUUGAAGCCUGAAGUCAAGAGGUUUGACAAAGAAAACUUCAGCUGGCUUAAAACAGCAGGAGAGAGAAAGUGUAUGUGUGGCAGCCCAGUCCUCAGUGUGAACUGGUGUGUGUGUGGAGGUGUUGGCGUGGCUCAGUAUUUAGCGUGAGUGUGUGUGUGUGUGAGAGCAUAUGUGUGAGCACACAAGCACUUCCUGUGAGAGCAGAAGGAGCGAAGUUUCUCAGUUUGCUCAGGCAGACUUCCAAACUCUCACAUUAAAGGUUGCACCUGACUCGU
This is a messenger RNA of Monopterus albus (swamp eel), 2296 nucleotides long. It is a transcript of the gene tapt1a, whose product is annotated as transmembrane anterior posterior transformation 1a. The record is from RefSeq and is a predicted model, not a curated record. NCBI's taxonomy places the organism in Eukaryota, Metazoa, Chordata, Actinopteri, Synbranchiformes, Synbranchidae. Gene Ontology annotation, biological process: positive regulation of cilium assembly. The transcript is spliced from 15 exons. The coding region runs from base 49 to 1848 and encodes 599 amino acids. Gene Ontology annotation, cellular component: ciliary basal body; endoplasmic reticulum membrane.